AUGUCCGGAGGAGUGGAUUCCUCAGUCACUGCAAAAUUACUAACGGACAAAGAUUAUGACCUAUCAGCAGUGUUCAUGCGCAAUUGGGAUACGCGCGACGAGUCUGGUUCAGAUCAUGGAUGCGAGUGGGAGAAAGACUGGGAAGAUGUCAGACGCGUGUGCGGGGUGCUCGAUAUACCUUGUAAAAUGGUGGAUCUCUCCCGCGAGUACUGGACGCGGGUAUUCGAACCCUCCUUGAAGUCCUGGGAGAGCGGUAUCACGCCCAAUCCUGACGUGUGGUGUAAUAAAGAAGUUAAAUUUGGCGCAUUGCUGGACCGCCUGACCGAGGAUCCUGGGCUUUCGAACACUCCAUGGCUUGCAACUGGCCAUUACGCAAAUAAAGAUUGGAAAUACCAUAACGGCGUUCCGCGACCGAGACUUCUUCGUCCUCGCGACGUGACAAAGGACCAGACAUAUUAUCUGUCUUCUGUCCCUGAACGUAGCCUUUCCCGUGCUAUUUUCCCUCUAGGAUCAAUAAAAAAGACAGAAGUCAGAGAGCUCGCCGUGAAGUGGAACUUACCAACGGCUGCCAGACAAGAAAGCAUGGGCAUAUGUUUCGUGGGGGAGAAACGUAAAUUUCAUGAUUUUAUAUCUCAAUAUAUACCACCUAAGCCUGGGCCGAUCAUCGAUCUGGAAACAGGACUCCAGGUGGGCGAACAUGCAGGGCCGUGGAAUUUCACUAUUGGACAGGGCGCUAAAGUGAAGGGUCUCAAAGAGAAGACCUUUGUUGUGAAGAAAGACAUCCCAAAGAAUAUAAUAUACGUCGUACCUGGAACAGAUCAUUCAGCGUUAUACGCACAAUCCCUGACCAUUCGCGAUUGGACGUGGAUAUGGGCCGACAGCCCACCAAUAGAGCUCAUGCGUCCUGGGGGCCUCAAAGCACGUAUAAAAUUCCGACAUGUGAUGUCUGACAUAGGUUGCUCAGUGUACUCUGACAACGAUUGCAUUCGCAUCGAUUUCGAUGAGCCGCAAAAGGCCAUUGCACUAGGACAAGUUGCAACGAUUUACAUUGAAGACUGGUGUUUAGGAUGCGGUACAAUUGUGGAAGUAGCUUAGGUGUCGCAUUGUAUUUCAGAUAUCAUGAAACGACGAGCUCAACAGGUAAUGAUGUUCGUACCUGACUUUUGAUGCAAAUUUUCACGUUUGAUCUAGCUCAGAUUAUUGCGAUAGGGUUUUUCGUGGAAUCCUGUCGCCUGAGUAUCUGCAUGAACUAUGUGCAGCUG
Suillus plorans is the source of this 1262-nucleotide messenger RNA. Its product is annotated as tRNA-specific 2-thiouridylase. Gene Ontology annotation, cellular component: mitochondrion. The transcript is spliced from 8 exons. Gene Ontology annotation, molecular function: sulfurtransferase activity. NCBI's taxonomy places the organism in Eukaryota, Fungi, Basidiomycota, Agaricomycetes, Boletales, Suillaceae. The coding region runs from base 1 to 1095 and encodes 364 amino acids. Gene Ontology annotation, biological process: tRNA wobble position uridine thiolation. The record is from RefSeq and is a predicted model, not a curated record.